GGCCGCCGGCGAUCCGCAGUCACCAUGUCCGUGCUGGACGCACUUUGGGAGGACCGGGACGUCCGCUUCGACAUGUCCUCGCAACAGAUGAAAACAAGACCCGGAGAAGUCCUUAUUGAUUGUUUAGAUUCGAUUGAAGAUACCAAAGGAAAUAAUGGGGAUAGAGGCAGACUCUUGGUGACAAAUUUAAGAAUCAUCUGGCACUCUUUGGCAUUACCCAGAAUCAAUCUUUCUAUUGGUUACAACUGCAUAUCGAAUAUUACAACAAGGACUGCUAACUCUAAACUGCGAGGCCAAACGGAAGCUCUUUACAUACUAACAAAAUGUAACAGUACCUGUUUUGAAUUUAUAUUUACAAACGUGGUUCCUGGAAGUCCUAGACUUUUUACUUCUGUGAUUGCAGUACACAGAGCAUAUGAAACAUCUAAAGCUAGUGCUUAAGAAAUUAAACUAAAGCUAAAAGGUGACCCAACAUUAUGCAAAUUACAGGUCCUUUCUGUGCUACCCAGAGAAGGGUCCUAUGAUAAAAAGAUUUUUUUGUUGUUGUUUUAGGAAAUAAACAGCAUCUAAACAAAUGGUCCUUGAUGUAUCUCUCAUUAUUCUCUUCAACAGGGAAAUUUGGGAACCUUUUUUGUUACCAAUGUGAGAAUCGUGUGGCAUGCCAAUAUGAAUGACAGUUUUAAUGUCAGUAUACCGUACCUGCAAAUUCGCUCAAUAAAGAUCAGAGAUUCAAAAUUUGGGUUAGCUCUUGUCAUAGAAAGCUCUCAGCAGAGUGGAGGUUAUGUUCUUGGCUUCAAAAUAGAUCCUGUAGAAAAACUGCAAGAAUCAGUUAAGGAAAUUAAUUCCCUUCACAAAGUCUAUUCUGCCAGUCCUAUAUUUGGAGUGGAUUAUGAGAUGGAAGAGAAGCCACAGCCCCUUGAAGCUCUGACAGUUGAACAAGUUCAAGAUGAUGUAGAAAUAGAUUCCGAUAACCACACAGACGCCUUUGUGGCUUAUUUUGCUGAUGGGAAUAAGCAACAAGAUCGUGAACCAGUAUUUUCAGAAGAACUGGGGCUUGCAAUAGAGAAAUUGAAGGAUGGAUUCACCCUACAGGGACUUUGGGAAGUAAUGAGUUGAUCUUGAGUUGGACUGGAUUUCUUUUUAAAGAUAUCUCAAAAUUAAAGAUAACUAAUUGCCUGGUUUAAGGCACAGAAUAGUUUUUACAUUUACAGAACAAGCUUUAAGAAAGAAUUUCUUAAUCAUUAAGGGAAAACUAAUGUAACUGCCAGGCUUUUUUAAAAUUUAUUUUAAAAUGUAAUUGAAUUGUAUCUAGUUUGUAAAGAUGUUUAUUUUGUAAUAAUACUUGUAAACUAUGAGUUUUCAAAUACUAAAUGACUUUCAUGUUGUAUUUAAUAAAGAACUUAUGCAGCACCA
Molecule: messenger RNA, 1413 nt
Organism: Echinops telfairi (small Madagascar hedgehog)
Lineage: Eukaryota; Metazoa; Chordata; Mammalia; Afrosoricida; Tenrecidae
Gene: BBS5
Product: Bardet-Biedl syndrome 5
Exons: 13
Biological process (GO): cilium assembly; intracellular transport
Cellular component (GO): BBSome; ciliary basal body
Molecular function (GO): phosphatidylinositol-3-phosphate binding
Source: RefSeq, a predicted model, not a curated record